AUGGAUGAUCACAGAGAUAGGACACACAUUUGUUCAUUUUGCAAUCGGGGUUUCCGCAAGCCCGAGCAUCUCCAGCGGCAUAGAAGAAUACAUACAAAAGAGAAGCCAUACUCGUGCGAAUGUGGUUCAUCCUUUGCCAGGAAAGACAUGCUACAAAGGCAUAGACGUAUUUAUCACAACCCAGAUAGCGUCUCGACGAAUAACAAUGUCCAAAGAUCAAGUCGUGCUGGUAUUCAACCCAUGGAUCCACUAAGCGAUACAGCGUCUCAAACGCGAUCGCAGACUGUCUCGAUUAGAAGUCACACAAGACCUGAAGAAUAUGAAGCGCCUUUAGAAACGCCAAAUGACGCCCAAGAAUCCAUAAUAUCUUUAGGAGAGGCAGUGCCGCUGCCCCCCGAAUAUCAUAGUCUAAGUGAGCACCCAAUUUGA
Molecule: messenger RNA, 429 nt
Organism: Colletotrichum truncatum
Lineage: Eukaryota; Fungi; Ascomycota; Sordariomycetes; Glomerellales; Glomerellaceae
Biological process (GO): regulation of transcription by RNA polymerase II
Cellular component (GO): chromatin
Molecular function (GO): RNA polymerase II cis-regulatory region sequence-specific DNA binding; DNA-binding transcription factor activity, RNA polymerase II-specific
Source: RefSeq, a predicted model, not a curated record